CCUUUGUCACUGGCCUUCCUGGGGAAAGGACAAUGUAGCCUUGAAAUCUUGCUCGCCCGAGUCUGGCUGCAGGUUUGAUUGACGCGGACAGGCCGAGGGAAGCUGGAGGCGUGGCUGGGGGCCGCGGGCCGAGCUUGAGACAAAGGGAUUCGGGCUGCCACGCAGAAGAGUGAAGGGCCCCUUGGGGCAACUGGCCUUUGCACCUGAUUUACCUUCAUGGAAAUUGAGGAUUCAGAAAAUUGGGAGCUCCUAUGAAUAUGGCGAAUCUACUGAAAACAGUGGUGACUGGCUGUUCAUGUCCUUUACUUAACAAUUUGGGGUCCUGUAAAGUUCUCCCUGGGAAGAAGGAUUUUUUAAGAACAUUUCAUACUCAUCAGGUGCUGUGGUGUAAAGCCCCUGUAAAACCAGGAAUUCCAUAUAAGCAGUUGACUGUUGGAGUUCCCAAGGAGAUUUUCCAAAACGAGAAGCGAGUGGCACUGUCACCUGCUGGUGUUCAGGCCUUGGUCAAGCAGGGUUUUAAUGUUGUUGUGGAAUCGGGCGCUGGAGAAGCUUCCAAGUUCUCCGAUGAUCACUACAGAGCAGCUGGUGCCCAAAUCCAAGGGGCAAAGGAAGCGCUGGCUUCUGAUUUGGUGGUCAAAGUUCGAGCCCCCAUGGUUAAUCCAACGUUAGGUGUUCAUGAAGCUGACCUUUUGAAGACAUCGGGAACACUGAUUAGUUUUAUUUACCCAGCCCAAAAUCCAGACUUGCUAAAUAAACUUUCCAAGAGAAAAACUACCGUUCUGGCAAUGGACCAGGUUCCAAGAGUCACAAUUGCUCAGGGAUAUGAUGCGUUGAGCUCCAUGGCCAACAUUGCUGGUUAUAAGGCUGUUGUACUGGCAGCAAAUCAUUUUGGACGGUUUUUCACUGGUCAGAUCACAGCUGCUGGAAAAGUUCCUCCUGCAAAGAUUCUGAUCAUUGGUGGUGGCGUUGCCGGGCUGGCCUCUGCAGGUGCAGCAAAGUCAAUGGGUGCAAUUGUACGUGGAUUUGAUACGAGAGCUGCAGCUUUGGAGCAGUUCAAGUCUCUGGGUGCUGAACCCUUGGAGGUGGAUGUGAAGGAAUCUGGUGAGGGACAAGGAGGAUAUGCAAAGGAGAUGUCUAAAGAGUUCAUUGAUGCCGAAAUGAAGCUCUUUGCUCAGCAGUGCAAGGAGGUGGACAUCCUCAUCAGCACAGCACUUAUUCCAGGUAAAAAAGCUCCAGUUUUAUUUAGUAAAGAAAUGAUUGAGUCAAUGAAGGAAGGUUCAGUUGUUGUGGAUUUAGCCUCUGAGGCUGGCGGAAACUUUGAAACCACUAAGCCGGGAGAACUUUAUGUUCAUAAGGGGGUUACUCACAUAGGCUAUACCGACCUUCCCAGCCGCAUGGCCACACAGGCCAGCUCCCUAUAUUCUAACAACAUCACCAAACUCCUGAAGGCCAUCAGCCCCGACAAAGACAAUUUUUAUUUUGAAGUGAAAGAUGACUUUGACUUUGGUACGAUGGGUCAUGUCAUUAGAGGAACUGUGGUGAUGAAGGACGGUGAAGUGAUUUUCCCUGCUCCCACACCAAAAAAUAUUCCUCAGAGUGCCCCAGUAAAACCAAAGACAGUGGCUGAGCUGGAAGCGGAAAAAGCAGCUACUGUAACACCCUUCAGGAAAACCUUGACAACAGCUUCAGCUUAUACUGCAGGUCUCUCUGGGAUGCUGGGUUUGGGCAUCGUGGCUCCUAAUUUAGCCUUUUCUCAGAUGGUGACCACAUUUGGCUUGGCCGGCAUCGUGGGCUACCACACCGUCUGGGGAGUGACCCCCGCUCUCCACUCACCACUGAUGUCUGUGACUAAUGCAAUCUCAGGCUUGACUGCGGUUGGUGGGCUGGCGCUGAUGGGAGGACAUUUGUAUCCCUCCACAGCUUCUCAGGGCCUUGCUGCUCUUGCUACUUUCAUAUCUUCAGUCAACAUUGCAGGUGGCUUUCUGGUGACACAAAGAAUGUUGGACAUGUUCAAACGGCCCACUGAUCCCCCAGAAUACAAUUAUCUGUAUCUGCUCCCUGCUGGUACCUUCAUUGGAGGAUAUUUAGCUGCCCUCUACAGUGGUUAUAACAUUGAACAAAUCGUGUACCUGGGCUCAGGUUUGUGCUGCGUUGGUGCCCUGGCCGGUCUUUCCACCCAGGAAACAGCUCGUCUUGGCAAUGCAUUGGGCAUGAUUGGGGUGGCUGGAGGUCUGGCGGCCACCCUCGGAGGCCUCAGUCCAGGCCCGGAAUUGUUAGCUCAGAUGUCUGGAGCAAUGGCUUUGGGCGGUACUAUUGGCUUGACAAUUGCCAAACGCAUCCAAAUUACAGACUUACCUCAGUUGGUUGCUGCUUUUCACAGUUUAGUGGGCUUGGCGGCUGUCCUUACUUGCAUCGCUGAGUACAUUGUAGAGUAUCCACAUUUCGCUGUGGAUGCAACAGCAAAUCUCACCAAGAUCGUGGCCUACCUUGGAACUUACAUCGGUGGUGUCACAUUCAGUGGGUCUCUUGUCGCCUAUGGAAAAUUGCAGGGUAUCCUAAAAUCUGCCCCUCUCAUGCUCCCUGGAAGGCACUUACUCAAUGCAGGCCUGCUGGCUGCUAGUGUGGGUGGAAUGAUCCCGUUUAUGAUGGACCCCAGCUUUACCACCGGCAUUACCUGCCUGGGCUCAGUGUCCGCUCUCUCUGCUGUCAUGGGUGUGACUCUGACUGCUGCCAUUGGGGGUGCUGACAUGCCGGUGGUUAUCACUGUGCUGAACAGCUACUCUGGCUGGGCCUUGUGUGCAGAGGGCUUCCUGCUCAACAACAACCUGCUGACCAUCGUGGGUGCGCUCAUUGGCUCCUCUGGUGCUAUCCUGUCCUACAUCAUGUGUGUGGCCAUGAAUCGCUCCCUGGCUAAUGUGAUUCUUGGAGGCUAUGGCACUUCUUCAACAGCUGGUGGAAAGCCCAUGGAAAUUUCUGGCACACAUACAGAAAUCAACCUUGACAAUGCACUUGACAUGAUUCGAGAAGCUAAUAGUAUUAUUAUUACUCCAGGCUACGGUCUCUGUGCAGCCAAAGCUCAGUACCCCAUUGCUGAUUUGGUAAAGAUGCUUACUGAACAGGGCAAAAAAGUCAGGUUUGGAAUUCACCCAGUUGCAGGCCGGAUGCCUGGUCAGCUUAAUGUGCUGCUGGCUGAGGCCGGAGUGCCAUAUGAUAUUGUGCUGGAAAUGGACGAGAUCAACCAUGAUUUCCCAGACACUGAUUUGGUCCUUGUCAUUGGAGCUAAUGACACAGUUAAUUCAGCAGCACAAGAAGACCCUAAUUCUAUUAUUGCAGGCAUGCCAGUCCUGGAGGUUUGGAAAUCAAAGCAGGUUAUCGUUAUGAAGAGGUCCUUGGGCGUUGGCUACGCUGCAGUGGACAAUCCAAUCUUUUACAAACCUAACACGGCCAUGUUGCUAGGAGACGCGAAGAAGACAUGUGACGCCCUGCAGGCCAAAGUGAGAGAAUCCUACCAGAAGUAAAGGGGAAAGACCCCACUGUUCUCUACCACAGCUGCCUAUUCACUGGUGGGAACUGGCAACUCAAAUAUUGGUAUCUACAGCUAAUGCACAUCCGUAGCAAAACUCUUGAAGUAAAGGAAGACUCUGAAGAAAGCAAAGCAAACACAGGGAGAUUUAUCUAAUGCAGUGAUCUCUCAGUUUAAAAAAAGGGAUUGAAAAAUCUAAAUUGUUUUCCAUGCAUAUUUUUUUGCGUGUGUUAUAAAUGAAAUAUAUUUUAUGAAAGGAGAAAGAACAACAUCAUUUUAGAUGUAAUCUGUUUGGAUUUUUAAAAAAAUUCCUCCUUCUCAAAUAGCAAUGUUUUGAGAAAUUGAGUGGGCAAAAGGGAAUAAAUGCAUCUGAAAAAUCUGACACAGUGUAAAUUUUACAUGCAUCAGCAGGUGUGUUUUUUUACAUGUGACAAUUUGAAACGCUCAUCAACUCCUCAGCUGUCUUCCUACCAUUAUUGAACCACAAUCUGAAUGAAAUAUAUCAAGUUGGUUUCAGUUUUUAAAACUUCAGAUUCUAGAUUUCAAAGAUUAUUUUCAUAACCAUUAGUGUAAUUUUAAUAUCUUAAAGGACUAGAUAAUCCUUCAGGGAUGCUGGAAACAAAUCAUUUGCUUUGUGUGUCUCAUUAGGACACCAAGGAAAAUAUAAUUUGAAAUCUGUAUCAACUGUACUUUAAAAACCCCAUACCCAGAGGUUUCUAAAUUUCAAUCUAUUUUUUGAUACAAUUUAUAGUACUAUAUUAAAUGCACUUGAAUGAAAUUCAACUAUGAUUAAUAAAAUGAGUUCAUGUUUGCAUAGUGAUACAGCAGUUGCAUUUGGUAAAAAGGCUAAAAUGGGAUAAUUUGGCCUGUUAUUAACAACUGGGGAAGACUUGCUACUAUGAAAUUAAUUGUUUGCAAUAAUGUUUUUUUCUCUCAAAUCAGAGUAUGUUUUGAGAUCUUAUGUAAUUGAUGAUUGGUGAGCAGUGGUGGCACUUUUUAUUUCUUAGCUACCUCUUUGUUAUCCACACACCAGUAAAGAUUGUU
Molecule: messenger RNA, 4567 nt
Organism: Condylura cristata (star-nosed mole)
Lineage: Eukaryota; Metazoa; Chordata; Mammalia; Eulipotyphla; Talpidae
Gene: NNT
Product: nicotinamide nucleotide transhydrogenase
Exons: 22
Coding region: 252-3518 (1088 amino acids)
Biological process (GO): proton transmembrane transport; NADPH regeneration
Cellular component (GO): mitochondrial inner membrane
Molecular function (GO): NAD binding; NADP binding
Source: RefSeq, a predicted model, not a curated record